Plasmodium gaboni is the source of this 1237-nucleotide messenger RNA. RefSeq lists its product as hypothetical. The transcript has a single exon. The annotation marks the transcript as partial. The record is from RefSeq and is a predicted model, not a curated record. Lineage: Eukaryota; Apicomplexa; Aconoidasida; Haemosporida; Plasmodiidae.
AAAUUGCAAUAUAUAUACAAACCAUAAUAUAAAUUAUGAAAUAAAACAUGACAACAAUAUUAAUAACAACUAUAUGUAUAACAACAAUAUGAAUAACAAUAUGUAUGAGAAUUAUCCUAGCAGACAUAACGUUAAUAUUAAAAAAAAACUAGGAUUUAUAUUAAACAAAUUAUUUUUAAAAAAAAGUAAAGAAGAAAAAAAAAACAAAUGCAAUAUUAUGCAAGGACACAAAAAUGACCCAUCAUAUAUAUCAAAUCAAUAUAUAGAUCCAAAUUUUAAAGAAUUAUAUUAUAUUCAGACGAUAAGUGUUUUUAAUGAACCUUUUUCGAUUUAUAUUAAAAUAUAUCAAAUAUAUAUUUUCUCAAGGAAGCCAAAAAAAAAUAUGAACAAUUUUAUAAAUAAUGAUAUAUGUCCUAAUAAUAUAAAAAAUUUAACAUCUAAUAAAGAGAACACAAAUGUUUCGACUUAUGUACUUAUAGACAUUCAAAAUAAUUUUCUAAAAUAUAUAAUCAAGAAAAAAAUUAUAACAGAAAUAAAAGACUGUAUAAAUAAUUGGGAAAAAUAUAUCAUAGCACAUAUACAAAAUAUGAAAGGAAUUCAUAAUGAUAAUUAUAAUAAUUUUAUAUCUUUAUCAAAUCUACAGAUAUAUAAUAAUAAUAAAAAUAAUAAUGAUGAUGAUGAUCUUAUUCAACAUAUAAUAAAUAAAAUAAAAUAUUAUCUUAAUAAUUAUCUUAUACCCUUCUUUCAUAAAAUAUUUUUAAGUAUUAUAGAUUACAUUUCUAGAAAUUAUAAAAAUGAAAACUUACAAUACUAUUUUUCUCAUUCAUCUACAAAAAAAAAAAAAAAAAUUCAACACUUUAUAUAUAAAACAAAAAAUAAUUUAAAAAAUACAUACAACAAUAUAUUUUGUAAGCAAAAAAAUAACAAGUAUUCCAUACAAAAUAAUAAUAAUCAAACAUAUCUUAAUAAACAAUUAUCACAUUUUUUUAAUCCAAAUAAAGAAAAAAUAUAUAUAUUUACAUAUAAAAAUAAAACAAAUUUACCUAAUCAAUAUUAUUAUACAUUAAAUGAUUUUAUAUAUGAACCACCUUUCUAUUAUUUAAAGUCACAUAAUAUUGUAAAUAAUUAUAUUAUAUAUAUAAAUAGUUUAUAUUUUAUAAGGUUACUUUUAUUAUAUACAUUUCUAUCAUUCUUUUUAUUAUUUUUGAUGAUACUUAAUAUGCCUAUAUGUUCAUAA